Drosophila gunungcola (fruit fly) is the source of this 1238-nucleotide messenger RNA. RefSeq lists its product as uncharacterized. The transcript has a single exon. The record is from RefSeq and is a predicted model, not a curated record. Gene Ontology annotation, molecular function: protein dimerization activity. NCBI's taxonomy places the organism in Eukaryota, Metazoa, Arthropoda, Insecta, Diptera, Drosophilidae. Bases 248 to 922 code for a protein of 224 amino acids.
ACGUUUGUAUCAUUCGUCUCUUGCAAAAGCGACGUCACUUUGGAAUAUUGUGAGCCGAUCAACAGUUGCAGCAGACGAAGUUGAAAGCAUUUUCCACCUUAAACUGAUAGCCCCUUGUGCGACCAGGUGGAACUCUUUUCAUGACAGCAUUAGCCGUAUUUUAGAAGUUAAGCAUCAUUUAAAAACUAUAUGUAUUACUUUAAAGAAGCCUUGUUUCACAGCCACAGAAAUAGAAUUUUUGCAGGAAAUGAAUUCUGUUACCGAUAUUUUUGUAAAAGCAAUUGAUCUUUUGCAGGGUGAAAAUCGUUGCUACCUGGGAUAUUUAUUACCUACGUUACUUGGAAUUACACACAAAUUGGAACAGUUAACUAACUUAGAAUUUGGCGACCCUCUAUCAGAUGCGCUUAAAUCUGGCGUUUACAAGCGGUUUCCUUUCAUUAUUAACUUGACCUCCGAUGAGGCCAAACCUUUUGUUUUGUCGACCAUUACAAUUCCAAAAUUUAAAUUAAAAUGGAUUCCAAUUUUGGAGAAAAAAAAUUUGAAAACAUUUAAGGAGUGGCUAGUUGAAGAAACAAAAGAAGGCGAAGAACAAUUUGUAAAAGAUAGUGUUUUGACCAACGAUUCAGAAGAGUUUUACACUUCAACUUCAGCUCUAAAGUCAAGGGAGGAAAAAGAUUUUGAAAAUUGUAAAUUUGAACUCGAUGUUUUAGCAUAUUUCAAUGACACAGAUAAAAACUUGACAUCAUUACAAAACUACAAAAGAAUCCUACAUGUUUUUUUAAAGUUUAAUUCUGUUCUCCCGAGCUCAGCUCCGGUUGAACGCUUAUUUAGCUGUGGUGGUCAAGUUCUUACCCCGAAAAGAAACCGGCUGGGGGACGAAAUAUUUGAAACGCUUGUUAUGUUAAAAAAACACGAGUAUUAAUAAAUCCAAGAAAAGAAACCAAUGUGUCUAAGAAAAGGAAACCAAUGUUACUUAUGUUUAUAAAUCUCAGUAUUUAAGAAAAGGAAACCAAUGUUACUUAUGUUUAUAAAUCUCAGUAUCUCAGAAAAAGAAACCAAUGUGACGAUCUCAAAAAAAGAAACCAAUGUGACUUAUGUUUAUAAAUCUUUGUAUCUCAGAAAAAGAAACCAAUGAUAUAUAUGUUUAUAGAUCUGACGAUCUCAAAAAAAGAAACCAAUGUGACUUAUGUUUAUAUCUUUGUAUCUCAGAAAAAGAAACUGAUAAUAUAAAUUUCAAA